AUGUCUGAUCUUUCGAACGGUCAACAAAAACAACUUGGCGUUACGCCACCCAUUGCUUUAAAUUACCCUUCUCCAAGAGAAUACGAAGUUACAGAUUUGUUGGUUCAAGAACUCACUGCUCAAGGCACUUUUGAAAGUGAUGAAGAGAGUCGUCGUCGUGAAGUGGUUCUUGGAAAACUAGACAAACUCGUUAAAGAAUUUGUUUAUAGAAUAAGUAAAAAAAAAAAUUUACCUGAAGCAGAUGCUAAAGAGGCUGGUGGGAAAAUAUUCACCUUUGGUUCAUAUAGACUAGGAGUCCACGGAACUGGAUCUGAUAUUGAUACACUUUGUGUGGUUCCUAGACAUGUUUUACGUGAAGAUUUUUUUACUGAUAUGGCCGAAUCUCUUGAAAAAAAUACUGAUGUUACAGAGUUGACGAGCGUCACUGAUGCUUAUGUUCCUGUAAUCAAAAUGAAAUUUCAAGAUAUUCUUGUGAUACCAGAUGAUCUUGAAUUAAGAGAAAAUUCGCUCUUAAAAAAUUUGGAUGAUGCCUGUAUUAGAAGUUUGAAUGGAUCUAGAGUAACAGACGAGAUAUUGCGACUUGUACCUAAUAUACCAGCUUUUAGAACAUCAUUAAGAUGUAUAAAAUUAUGGGCAAAAAGGCGUGCAAUUUAUUCAAAUGUUAUGGGCUUUUUUGGUGGUGUUGCUUGGGCAAUGUUGGUUGCUCGUAUAUGUCAACUAUAUCCAAAUGCAAUUGCAGGAGCAAUUGUAUCAAGAUUUUUUAGAAUAAUGUAUCAAUGGAAAUGGCCACAACCUGUAUUAUUAAAACCUAUAGAAGAUGGCCCACUCCAGGUUAGAGUAUGGAAUCCAAAGUUGUAUCAUGGAGAUAAGUUUCAUUUGAUGCCAAUUAUUACACCAGCAUAUCCUUCUAUGUGUGCAACACAUAAUGUUACAAAGUCCACAAAAAGAGUAAUUGAGGAUGAAUUUAAGCGAGCUGCUGAAAUUGCUGAUAAAGUGAUGAUUGGUACUGGAAAAUGGGUUGAUCUUUUUACUAAACAUACCUUUUUUCAAAAUUAUCGAUACUAUCUCCAAAUAAUAGCAUCUUCGGAUUCAUCAGAAAGACAAUUGAAGUGGUCUGGAAUGGUUGAAUCGAAAAUUCGUCACUUAAUAUCUAAAUUAGAGACUGUGGAAAAUUUAACCUUGGCACAUCCUUUUGUGAAGGGGUUUGACAAAAUUCAUCAUUGUACUACAGAGCAAGAAGCUAAUGAAUUUUUAAAUGGAAAUUAUAAUUUUAAACCAAUUAGUGAAGAAGGUAGCGAUCCUGUCGAUACCAAACCUACUUCCAAUGGAACCGAGGAUGGCAGUAAACCACCAAAUACCACCACAAUUGUACGAACCAUUUAUUCAACAUUCUUUUACAUUGGUUUAGAAGUAGAAAACCCUACAGCCGGUUCUUCAAAACCUAGACAACUAAACAUUUCUUGGCCUACAAUAGAAUUUAAUAAAUUGGUUAAAAGUUGGGAUAAGUAUGAUGAAAUAAAUACAGGGAUUGCAGUUAAAUAUGUUAAACGUUCACAGCUCCCACCUGACGUUUAUGAGGAUGGAGAACAACGACCCACCAGUCUUAAAAGGCCAAAGUCUGGGAAGAAUAAAUCAAGUUCAAGUAGCGAACAACCUACCAAGAAGCGCAAAAAUUCCAUUGGGUCAACAGAUCCAUUAUUGUCCACAGUUGAG
Messenger RNA from Entrophospora sp. SA101, 1713 nucleotides. Lineage: Eukaryota; Fungi; Glomeromycota; Glomeromycetes; Entrophosporales; Entrophosporaceae. The record is from the annotation of a GenBank genome assembly.